Molecule: messenger RNA, 527 nt
Organism: Soboliphyme baturini
Lineage: Eukaryota; Metazoa; Nematoda; Enoplea; Dioctophymatida; Soboliphymatidae
Source: the annotation of a GenBank genome assembly
UUGUUUUCAGGUUGGUAUCGCGAAUGUGGAAUCAUCCCCCAUACGACAGACAUUGACAUCGCAAUCCUAGCCUCUGAAUAUACGUCCAGUAUCGAGAAGACUUUCAGAAACGAUGAUCGGAUGAAACUUUACUGGAUCCUUGGAAAGGUAGCAUCGAUCAAAGGAACCGAAUCUCCAGAUGAUUCACUCGAGCUCAGCGUCUACAUGAACGAUGUAAAAUACGACGUGUUCACUUUGUACGACAGUGGAGACAGCUCCUGGGUAGGCGGUAUGGUAGUUCAAACAAAGACGAAACUCAGGUGGACAUAUCCAAAGCUUAAAGGAUUGUGUUCGGCGGAGCUGUUGGGCGAACUGUUUUACGUGCCAUGCAAUAGCCUUGAAUUCAUCACGACGGAUUACGGUUCGACCUGGUUCAAGGUUUUUCACACUUCGAAAUAUGUAUGGCACAAAUCCGGCUCUAACAUUAAAACCGUCGGGAAGUGGACCGACAAAGAAUGGCCUUACGUGUAUCAGCUGUUUAACUGAUU